Messenger RNA from Penicillium argentinense, 5571 nucleotides. Its product is annotated as dopey family protein. The coding region runs from base 1 to 5571 and encodes 1856 amino acids. Gene Ontology annotation, cellular component: trans-Golgi network; endosome. The transcript has 7 exons. The record is from RefSeq and is a predicted model, not a curated record. Gene Ontology annotation, biological process: Golgi to endosome transport. Lineage: Eukaryota; Fungi; Ascomycota; Eurotiomycetes; Eurotiales; Aspergillaceae.
AUGAGCCUUGAUCCCAGUGCCUUUCCCAGGUCGAACUCCCCCGCAAGCUCCGACAGCUCCUUGACGCGCUCGCGCCUACAAGGAAAAGAAGGAUCCUUGAAGAAAGACAAAAACUACCGCAGAUAUGCGUCCAGUGUCGAGCGAGCGUUGUCGCUGUUCGACAACGCUCUACAAGAAUGGGCCGAUUACAUCUCCUUCCUCAGUCGCCUUCUGAAGGCUCUCCAAACCCAUCCGCCAGAUCAGCCAGUUGUCCCUCAUAAAGUGAUAGUUUCCAAGCGGCUUGCCCAAUGUUUGAACCCGUCCUUGCCCUCGGGCGUCCAUCAGAAAGCCCUCGAGGUGUACACGUACAUUUUCGGAUUGAUCAAGCUCGAGGGAUUGUCGCACGAUCUACCCUUAUAUCUUCCAGGACUCGCGCCGACUCUGACCUUUGCCUCACUCACCGUUCGCCCCCUUUUUCUAUCGCUGGUGGAGGGAUAUAUUGUGGAUCUGGAGCCAUGGGCUAUACGCCCAGCUCUAAAGGCGAUUCUCUUGGCCCUUCUGCCUGGCCUGGAAGAAGAGACUGAUGAUUUUGAACCAACGCUGCGCAUAAUCAACAAACUCCGCGACGCUGCUGGCCAUCUGGAAACCCAACGAACAUCCGAGGCUGGAGCCUCAGGGCAAUACUUCUGGCAAUGCCUCUUUCUCGCCUCCAUUACCAAUUCGAGCCGACGACUUGGCGUGCUCGCAUACUUAAACCGCUAUCUCCCAAAGCUUGGCAUCGCCGAUCGCCGGAAGAGCGCAACGGACACGAAUGAUGCGAAUGAGAUUCCACAAGAAAUGCUGGCAGCAGCAGACUCGGUUAUUUUGCCUGAGCCAGGACUGCUUAUCAGGUGCUUCGCAUCAGGACUAUCUGACGAGCAGCUUCUGGUACAACGAAAUUUCCUGGACUUGCUUGUCACGCACCUGCCUCUCAACUCCCCCAUCCUACAAUCCAAGGUUCCGGACGCAGAUCUGCAAACGUUGAUCAUUGCGGCAGUGGGGGUGGUUACCCGGCGAGACAUGAGCUUGAAUCGACGCCUGUGGGCAUGGUUUCUUGGGCCGGAGCCUGCCAAUGAUCGAUCUUCUAUCGAGGGUCGGAAAUUCUCAUCCGAAACCACUCGAUCAUCUCCUGGCGAUGCCAAGGAGCUUUCACAAUCUCAGUACUUCAGUCGUGUUGGCCUGAAACCGUUGGUUACUGGUCUCCUCAAUAUGAUCAAGCACGCCCCGCGAACUCCGUCGGAGAGGACUAAGCCGUUCCGUAUUGCUCUUUCCUUGAUGGAUCGUUGGGAAAUCGGUGGCCAUAUUGUACCUGCGGUGUUCCUGCCGACAAUUUCCAGUGUUCAAUCAUUUGAGAAGGACACACCUAGAAGCCAUUUCGAAGAGGUUUUUCGGAGUGCAAGUGCUUUUUUCGAUGGGGUUGAAAGUAGCGUCAUUUUCUCGGAGCUUCUGGGUCUGAUUGACUUUCUCGUGAGUGACGUGAACAGUAAUCAUGAUCAAGUCCUCCACAACCUGAGGCUUGCCCAGUUCAUACUCGAGAACUUCAAUGUUCGGGAAGAGGACAUGGUCCAAAACCAUGUUCCUCUUUUGACGCUAUCGGUUCUUGUGAAGAUGAGCGAACUCUCAGCCUUGCACACGUCUCAACCGGGUCUCCAUAGCAGCAAAAAGGCCGCGUCAGAUUCAUUGAAUGAUGUGCUGAAUUCACUGAUCCCACUGCUUAUAGAGAGGGCAUUCUCCAGGAAAUCUGGCCAUGACAGGUCUGGCCACGACAUGAAAACCAGAAGUUCAGACAUCCUGAAGAAGAUCCAUCACUUUUAUGAGACCAGCAAAAGCAGUCUUGAACUUCCGUCUCUUCCCUUUGCCCCGAAGCAUGUUGGCGAAAUGAUCAUUCGAGAAGCUCUUGAGCUCUCCAUUGAGGCUCUACGAAACGAUGAUAAUACCUCUUCUCUCCACGAAAAGCUCAAUGUCCUGGUGACACUACUCCAGAAGCUUCCGAAAUCACGUCUUCUUCGAGACAGAAGACUGUUCGAAGCCAUCUCUCAAAGGCUGGCCACGAAGAAUGACAACCCCACCACAGCUGCUUUUGCGGUCAUAUCUACCAUUGUCUCUGCAGUGACGAACCUGUUCUUCAUUCAUACUCCCGGGUUUUACGUCAGUUAUGAGGAUGCAAGUGAUCUUAUUCCCAGCCUGGUUGAACAUCUAUGGCUGUAUCUCUCCCCCUUGAGCCCUAAGUUCCAUGUUGAAGCUGUGCGCUGUCUUUGGCUGUUGCACUCAAUCUCCUGGGUAGAUCACCUGGUUGAAGCUUCCAUCACAUCACUGAUGAUGAACUCCAAGGUCCCUGGAUCCUAUCACCUCUCAUCUGAGGACCAGGCCGAGAAGUUUUAUGUUCUAUGGAACCAUAGUCACCAUGGUACGCACGAGCAACAGCCGCCCAAGCAAGUUCUGGAUGUCGGGGGCAACCUUUUCUCCUACCAGUGCUCAAUGCUUGAACGGCCAUUGUUCAUUGUACUCGAUCUCUUGUCUCAGGAGCCCGGUGACAUUUCUCAGAGUGUCCAGCAAUGGCUGCAGGAUCUGCCCUCUAUCAAUAGGAUCUUCCAUGUUGUGGUGCUGAAGCUCGAAGAAUUGUUUGAGCGUGAUAUUCCCAGCGAGACCGAUCAAGACAGCAAAUCUAUUGCUCCGGAUGACUACAAGGAGUGUAAUUAUUUGUUGCGAACAACGUCAAACAUCAUUUCUUCUCUUUCUCAGAACGGAUGGAUUGCACUUCUGACGCAUUCAUUGGGUCAAAUGGAAAAGCGCACGGACGCGUCCAAGUCUGAGGACCAUGCGGAUGCUAAAAGUCUCCAUGCCACCAUAUUCGAGGCCACUUUAAAGAUCAUAAGUGAUCAAACGUCGAGCCACACCCCUGUCACCACCGAAGGAGAAAGAUUGCAGAAAGAUACCCUUUAUCUCAUGCGCCAACUUCUCCUGGGACCUGGGGCUGAAGAUCUGGUUGAGUCUGGAAUUGAUGAUUUCCUGGUAGAUCGUCUCAUUGCUGCGUCAGAUGAAGGCGGCAGUAUCGCAGUCCAGGGGGCCAUCAUUGACGCUCUUCUUGCAGCGCUCAAAGUACGGUUCGCGCAGGCCUAUGUACCUGCACCUCCACCCCGGCCAAGGCAGCAACGAGCAGGCUCUCGUGAGCGCUUGACCAGUCCUUCCAUAUUGUCCUUCACGAGCGACAAAGCAGAAAGAGCACCUUCACUUUCUCACUUCCCGCGGCCUCCCGAAAAACUUCUUGACUGUCUCCUUAAAGGAAUCAGUUCUGUCAAGUCACGAGAGAUCGUGGACAAGUGGAUCGGAUUGCUCUGUGAGGUUCUCCCCCUUUAUUCGGGCUCGAUCUACCAUAUUCUUCUCAUGCUUGUGGAAUGCUUUUGCAGAGAAAUUAAGGCUUCUUUUGGAAGACUUCAGCUUGCGUUCCAGAAAACAGAAGAUUGGCCACAGGACCGAUCUGAGCAUGUUACGAAUGCCCUGCUUACAGGCCUAGAAACCUGCAUAGCCCAUGCACAUGAGCGUCUUAUUGUAGAAGAAGCAAAUGUUCCAUCAGCAAAAAGUCCGGACCAGCCCCAAGGCUUUUUUGGCAACAUGGUGUCAGGAGUUUUCAACUCCGAAGGAAGCCAGGGCCGCUCCAACGCUGCUAAUGAUCGAUUGACUGUUCUUCUCUGUUUCCAAGACGCCACUCGUCUCUGCUUCUCUAUCUGGGCAUGGGGUGCGGGGGACAAGACUGGCGCGCCACCAGACUCCGAAUCCAUGGCAUCCUUUCAGUACACGUCUUUGCGUAUGCGCAAUCGAUCACGGCGAAUUCUGGAGCACUUCUUCACUGCUGAAGCAUUGGAAUGUCUUGAGACACUGGUUGAAAUGUGGACCAAGUCUGACACCGAAACUGCCACUCUCAUCUUCAGCCUCUUGCACACCCUAGAGGGCUCUCGCCCAAAGAUCUCCAUUCCAGCCGUCUUCAAUGCGAUCUAUACACGCACCAACCCGGCUGCUCUGGAUCCAAGCCGCAAGUCCUCUUUGACUUCGAAUCUCUCUGAGUCCGAACUCGCCAGUUUCUUGGUUGCAUAUGCACGUUCUCUUGAUGAUGAUGUCCUCGACGAAAUUUGGGCAGAUUGCACGACGUUCUUGCGUGAUGUGCUCAGCAACCCAUUCCCCCAUCGCCAGAUUCUUCCGCGUUUGAUUGAAUUUGCCGCUAUCCUUGGGGCGAAAUUGGAGAACACGACAUUUGGAGAAGACCGCCGCAUGCGCAAAGAACUCGGGGAUGUCCUUCUGCGGCUUCUCACAGCUGUCUUUACAAGCAAACCCUUGGGUCUCAACCAGGAUAGUGGUCUGAUGGCGCGUUCCUCGCUCGACUAUGACCGCACAGCAGUUUCUCACACUGGGCCUGAUGACAUGUUGAGUAUUCUCGCGGUGUCCAUGCCAUCAUUUAUCACUACGCUUGGGGACUCGGAUCGUAUUAACACUGCCAUUAGCGGCGUGUCUACAAACGUGGUCGGGCCACUCAUUCGUUCGCGGCUUUUCCCAAAUAACCUCAACCGUAAUGUCAUGGUUCUUUUGCAACAAAUGGCGAAGGUGCCAGCCGCAGCAAAACUGUGGAAGAAAGACAUCGCUGAUGCAUUCAACGAUUCACGUUUCUUUGGGUUGCACGUGGACUUGACAAAGAGCACGUGGAUGGAUCUCUUGCGACAAUGGACUCUCGUCGAUAAAGAUCGCCUAUCUGAGAUAUUGAGCCGACUUCCACCUCCCAGCGCGGCCGGAAUUAUGUUCGGCGUCGGAGCAUCCGCGGCGCGACUGGAAGCUGAUCGCAAAGCCCAACUCAAUCUCCGACGCAUUGCACUUCUGAUCCUGUCUGCUAACACGGAUUACUUUGUCGGUGAAUUCCCAAGUUUACUUCAAAAGCUGGAAGAUCUUCUAGCUGCCACAAGCUCCUCGUCGCCAUCGUCUGCGACGCGGGCAGAAAUCUUUAUGGUCCUACGCGCUCUGGCGCUCAAAAACUCCCCAUCGACCAUGGCGCAAUUCUGGCCGCUGAUCAACGCCGAGUUGCAAGAAGCCAUCUCUGCCGUUCCCCGAGGAUUGCAAUCAGAGCUCUAUAAUACUUAUUCCCUUUUGCAAGCCUGCAAGCUUCUGGAUGUACUCUUGGUUAUUGCUCCUGAUGAUUUCCAGCUUCUGGAAUGGCUCUUCGUCACAGAUACCAUCGACGCAGUUUACCCGCCUGACCGCUGGGAGCCUGUUUCCUUGGCUGAUGAGGUUUCACAAAGCUUUGGUCCGCGUGAGUUGUUCUCCCCAACUGUGUCCGGCGAGUCCGCAGAGCCUGUGGCUCGCAGUGGCCACAAACGGCCCUGGCUUGUCUCAGACCAAAUUCGGGAGACAGCCAAAGAUGAGAUCGUCGGAAGAGUCCUGCGUCCGUUCUUUGACAGACUUAGUAUCUACGUCUUCGAGAGCACGUACGGCAUGGAAAGUGUGGACAUGGGGGUGUGUCUAGAUGACCUAUUGGCGGACUUGUUCAACGAGAGCACCAUGGCGAACUGA